UGUUUACCCAGUAGAGGGCAGUGUUGCGGAAGUUAUCGCUGGACAUUUUACUUUGAAAAAACACAAAGCAGUUGUCUUCCUGUUCGUCUUCCUGUUUAGCUGUCUGCUCAUCGGUUGUUUCCUCUGCAUGUUUGACAAAAUAUCCAUGAAGUUUCAAGGACUCUGUGCUGAACUCCAUUCAGCAGGUUCAGAGGAAUUCAGGCUGGUGGGAGGAGCCAGCCGCUGCACUGGCAGACUGGAGAGGAAGGUUCUGGAAGAAUGGAAAGAAGAGUUUGAAGACUAUGAUAAUCUGAGCUGGACUUUGCAGCGUGUGGAUGAUGUGUGUAAAUCACUCAACUGUGGAUCUGUGGUGUCUAUGAGGAGAAUUGAAACGUCUUCUCGUUUUGAGUUUAAUGUAGAGAUCAACUGUUCAGACUCCAUCAGGCUGGUGAACCAUCUGUGCUCAGGCAGGCUGGAGGUGAUGCUGAACGGCUCGUGGUCCUCAGUGAAUGAAGAUGACUUUGACCAGCAGGAUGCAGAGGUGGUCUGUAGGGAGCUGGGAUGUGGGCCUCCAUCAGGCCUCCAGGGGGCGCUCUAUGGAGAAACAGAGGCUCCAGAGUGGAGCAGAGAGUUCCUCUGUGAAGGUCAUGAGUCUGCUCUCCUGAAAUGUAGAAGCUCUGUUCAAAAAUAUUCUGGAAAAGCUGCUGGACUCACCUGCUCAGAUUCUGGAAACAUUCGGUUGGUUGGUGGAGACCAUCGUUGUGCUGGAACACUGAAGAUGAAGUACAAAGGAGAAUGGAGAUCUGUUCAUGGCUACAAUAUUAACAUGGAGUUUGCAGAGUCUGUAUGUGAACUGAUGGACUGUGGUUCACCAAUCACAGUCAGAGAAAGACGACAAGACUCUAGAGAGGAUGUCUGGGGACUGGAUGAUAGCUGUGAUGGAUCUAAUUUAAUGGAGUGUCAGAAAUACAUCGCAUACAACCGUGUUUUUAUUGAGAUCACCUGUUCAGCCCCACCCAAAGGGGAACUUCAGAAAGAGUGGGUUUUUGACGAGUCCGGACGAUCAGGAGUUUUUGGUUACGUCUUCAUGUACGAGCUGGGGGAGCUAUGGAUGUACCAAAGAGACGGUGUGAACCCAACCGGUUGUUUGUUGACAGCGGCGGCGUUAACCUCCAACGACUGGUCCGUGCUCAGACUGACGAUGUUGAAAAAGGAUGACUCAGACUCUGAUGAAGAAGAAGAAGAAGAAGAAAAGGAAAACAAACCACCGUCGGCCAAGCAGACCAAAAUGGAUGAAGAGUCGAGCUCCUCGGACUCCAAAGAACCCCCGAUGACCGGAACUACGUUCAGCGCACUCUGGCGAUCAAAGUCUUCUUCCCGCGAUCAUUAG
Oryzias melastigma (Indian medaka) is the source of this 1369-nucleotide messenger RNA. RefSeq names its product scavenger receptor cysteine-rich type 1 protein M130. The transcript is spliced from 6 exons. The record is from RefSeq and is a predicted model, not a curated record. NCBI's taxonomy places the organism in Eukaryota, Metazoa, Chordata, Actinopteri, Beloniformes, Adrianichthyidae. Gene Ontology annotation, cellular component: membrane. The coding region runs from base 128 to 1369 and encodes 413 amino acids.